AUGUUUCAAUCUGAUAUCGAAGCCGUUGUGAAGCCUAACAUUACUCAACCUGUUAUCAAUGCCGUUGUGAGGCCUACCACUUUCCAAGAGUAUAUUGGAAUAAAUGAUGGUUUUGGAAAAAAUGUAAAUGGUUUUCCAUCUGAGAUCAUUGACGAUGACAUCCCAAAAUUCCACUUCAUUCUGGGAUUUGCCAAUGACACUUAUGUUGAUGGAGCAGGUACAGGAUUCUUCAAGCGCGCUUGGAACUUUGAUGACUUUAGCCCAACAAAAGUGGCCAAACUCAAGAAAAAGCAUAAGAACGUGAAAGUGGUAAUAAGCAUAGGAGGCAAAGGUGCUGAAUUUCCAUUCAAUCCUCAGGAUGACAGUAGUUGGAUUGAUAAUGCCGUAACAUCAAUCAAAGAGCUCAUCCAAGACUACGAGAAAUAUACUCCACGUGUCAGCGACGAUAACGUAAUUGAUGGGCAAGUCAUACAACGCCUUAAGGAUGAUCCCGAUGUUUCCAACUCCAUGAAGGUGGUGUCCAUUUCUCCCACAGACCUUGUCAACCUCCAAUACCUCGCAUUGUACACUAACAAGCCAGACAAUAUUGAUUGGAUUAACUACAAGUUCUACAAUCAGUAUUUUCCCUCAGAAAAUGAAUUUAUAAACUUCUUUAAUAAUCUAGUUAAUGAUUAUGAUGCGGCGUUUAAACUCGUGGCUGGAUUCAGCAGUGAUACAAGUACUCCAACUCCAACGAGUCAACAAGCCUGUAUUGAUGGAUGCAGAAUCCUCAUUGAACGUGCAUCACUUGCUGGAGUUUUUGUUUGGAAUGGUGAAGCCUCAGCCCCCACAUAUUCUCUAGAGGCAGAGCUUCAAAAGCUCUACACUAAAGAGUGA
Molecule: messenger RNA, 876 nt
Organism: Vicia faba (fava bean)
Lineage: Eukaryota; Viridiplantae; Streptophyta; Magnoliopsida; Fabales; Fabaceae
Source: the annotation of a GenBank genome assembly